AACGAAAUGUACAAAACGUUAAGUACGUUUUGUUCAUUUAGUUUUAUAUAUAUCAUGUCUUAAACACAAAUUUUACACAAUUUUUUUAUCAGAUAAUAUAUGUGGAAGUAAACUAUUUUAGAUAAGUACUACAUGCAUGCAUCGAUAAUGCAUGCUAAACUGCCAGUUAGAAAAUAUAAUAACGUCAUUGAUCCCUAACAUAUUACCUAUACCUACUUAUGAUAAUUGCAAAUAUUUUUCAUUUUUUAUUCGAUCUACGUAAAUACUUAGUAAUUUAUUAUAUAAUAGAAACUAAAACCUAUAUUUAAAAAUAAUAUAGCCAAUCGUAUAAAUAGCGCAGUCAGUAGAAAAUAAUAUUAAAUGGCACUCCACUGGAGUCCACUCACAGAAGUUAGUUCACCACUAUGCUUAAUUUUCACUCAGUUUUGCCUCUAGAGAUUUUGUUGCAAACGAUUGUGAAUCAAUAUUUUAACGUGUCAUAUUGCUUAACCAUAUUAGCGGAAUCAUCUAUCAAUUGCCAGUAUCCAGUUAGCUACACUUACAUUUCAGUUUCAAAUAAAAAUGAAAAUUUGACGAAGCAAAUUCUGGAAGCAUCCGAAAAGGGCUGCUCAGAUUACAUUGUGCGGCUUAAAUCACCGGAAAUAUUCAUAGAGUAUUUUGAAGAAGUCAAUCAUUUGGGAAAUACAAGAAGAAGUGACAGGAAAAUAGUAAUUUUACCUUUCCAAGAAGAUAAAUCUCAUGCUGAUAAACUCUUAAAUAUUUUAUCCUUGAAUCAAACCAGCUUUGUGGCAAAUCUCUUGAUGAUUAUACCUUCACAUAACGUUUUGGACAAACAUUGUCAAACGUUUGAUUUGGUGACCCAUAAAUAUGUUGGAGCUAAUGACGAGAUCAGUCAGCCAGUCUACAUAGACCAAUGGCGCUCUUGCACACAGAAAUUCCGGGAUAAUAUUAAUCUGUUUCCUCAUGAUAUGUCUAAUUUAUAUGGGAAGACUGUGAAGGUAGCUGCGUUCAGCUAUGAACCUUACAUUAUAUUGGACAUCGAUGAGGCUAUAGAGCCAAUCGGCCGCGAUGGGACGGAAGUCAGACUCGUAGAUGAGUUCUGCAGAUUGUAGAAUAACAUUUUUAAAGAUGGCUGAAUUGUGCUGUUGAAAUAAUAAGGAAUGAAGAUGAGCAUCAAUGGGGUGAAAUAUAUCCAAACCGAACAGGCGUCGGGAUUCUGGGGAAUCUAGU
Messenger RNA from Plodia interpunctella (Indianmeal moth), 1230 nucleotides. RefSeq lists its product as uncharacterized. The record is from RefSeq and is a predicted model, not a curated record. Lineage: Eukaryota; Metazoa; Arthropoda; Insecta; Lepidoptera; Pyralidae. The coding region runs from base 405 to 1112 and encodes 235 amino acids. The transcript is spliced from 2 exons.